Molecule: messenger RNA, 4401 nt
Organism: Xyrichtys novacula (pearly razorfish)
Lineage: Eukaryota; Metazoa; Chordata; Actinopteri; Labriformes; Labridae
Source: the annotation of a GenBank genome assembly
AUGGAUUUACCCCGACUGCUCCUUCUCCUCCUGUGUGCACUUCACCUCACCUGUAAGUACUGACUGUCUGAUACUUUGCUAAAGCUGAUGUGAUGUUUGUAGAAGAGGUUUAAAUGCCGCUUAUCUGCAUGACUCUGAAACAUGAGAGGAAUGAUGCUGGAAGUAGUCAUUUCUUCACAUGGAUUUUUUCAAUGAAUAAGGGGAAACUUGCUGUUCGUAUAAUUAAAUCAAAAUGUUUUCAUGAAAAUUUGAAUAUGAAUAUUUUAAGAUGUUCAUACAGCGUUUAAAAUAGUCACAAAUCUGUUAAGGCCUUGGUAACUGCUGAAAAAUGCUUUUCAUAAACAAAUGGUCGAGUAAAAGGGAUAAAAUAUCAUGUUUUCAUCAGUCCUGAAGUGCUCAUGCUGGACCAUAUCAUGCUCUUGGCAUUCACUGUGAAAAAAAAACUAUCAAACUAACAAGAUGUUUGUUAUUUUUCUAGUGACCAGAGUGCUGAGCAAACACAUAGAUCACAGAAACCUGUUCACGCAGAGAGUGUGCUGCAAAAGACAGAGCCACUUUGUUUACAUCGGACAAGGUAAGCUCCUAUUUUUAUAUUUUAAAGGUGACUUUACCUUUACUGAUUAACGCAUGUUGUUGCCUGAGGUUGUCUAAAAGAAGCAGGACUGUACUAAAUAACACUGAUUGAGAUAUUGCAAUGCAAAUGCAAGUAUUAACAUUGUUUGAUUGAAUGUUAUUUUUAUAUCAAAUUGACUGUGUGUGUGUUUUUGUGCUUGUUGUGUUUCUCUUACUGCAGACAUCUCUGGGAGUCCUGUCAGUGUUGAUGUGGGGAUUUGCAGGUCUCACUGUGGGGGAGCAGUCAGGCCAUCACAUGAAGCACUGCAGCAGGAAUACUCCAAACACUCCUCAAUGCUGGAAUUUCUCAGGAGCAAAAAGGUAAGUGAAGUUCCCAGGGUUGACCACUGGGGGAUGCUGUUACUUUCACUGUCGAGUUUAUUUUUUCCUGAAACUUAAAAAUAGAGAUAGAUUAUUUAAGAUAUAUGGUUAUGAAUUGGGUGCGUGAUAUAAAUCAUUUAAGGAUCAUGCUUUUGUGGAAUUAUGUGGAAUUUUUACACAGUCCAAACUAAAUGGGUUUGAAACAAGUAACUCCAAACUUGAAGAAUUAAACAUUAACAUAUAGGAAUAUGUUUCAACAUGUCUCAAACUGUGUCAUCUCUUACCUUUCAUAAGAUGAGGACACGACGGCCCACUCCCCCAGAGAGCCCGGAGCCGCUGAACCAGCUGCCCUCCUGCGGGAUACACCAGGUGUGCGAGCCGACCGGGAUGCGUGUUGACCGGGUCCUUCUGUUCGAGGGGCCCCGGGACGUGGAGGUGAUCCAGGAGUGCCAGUGCGACGUUAAGGUGAACCAGUGCAUCCGCGUCCCUGCGCUCAAGACCUACUACUCCGAUACACCGUAUGAAGCGGUCAUCGACGUGGGAGGAUGCUCCAGGUCGAAGGGCGCACCAGGUUAGUAUGUUUACCUGUGGAAAACAAAAAGAGGGGCUAAUUAUUAAUAUUACAUUAUUGUUAAAAAUGGCUUUCAUAAGACCAACAAAAAGUUAGUCUCCAAACGAAAAGGGCACUUAAAGAAACUUUUGGCAAUAUCAGAAGUUUUUCAAAUCGUGCUUGAGGGUGUGACACUAAAGUGGUUCGUUUUUUUCUGAAUUAUGAUGUUAUUUUUUAUCAUUCAACACCCUUAAAUAUUGUACUUUUCAUUUUAAUUUUAAUCAACCCUUUUCUAUUUAUUACUGUACAAAUAAGCCUUAAAAAGUCCCCUAUUAUGCACAUUGCCACCAUGUUAAUAAAUUGACAGGCAAUGGCUGAAUUACAGUAAACCAUAGAACCAGCAUGUUGUAUUUAUGCUGCUCCUAUAGACCCACCAUCAAAUGACGCUUACACUGCAAGCCUUAUACUGGAAUCAAGUCUUAGAUUUAAGUUAUGUGUAUGAGAAAAGUCUUGUCAAAAGUAUAGGUCUGCUAAAUUUACCAAUACGAACAACAACUUUCCAGCUUUAGAGCACAAAGGACCUUAUAAGUUACUUUGAUUUGUUUAAAAAGACCUGCCAAGCAGUUUAACCACAAAAUCAAUCCUGUAAUUGUAUUCAUGUUUUACUUUCCUUUAUCUAACCUUCACAGAGGGCUUCUCCUGUGUCCCCACCAAGUUUGACUCAGCCUUGGUGGAAACUCCCAACAAAGUGGACCUCAUCCAGACGGUGUCGGCCUGUGAGCUGAAGGAAAGCUGCUACAGGGUCCCAUAUGUGGAGUAUUACUAUGAAAUAGUCCAGCAUGGAGAUGGAGUCAAAGAAGAAAAACUUAAAGUAAGUGGAAAAUAACAAUAAAACAUAGUCUCUUAAUUUGAUUUACUUUUCCCUGACUCUUAUAAAUCAGCAAUAUUGUUCACAAACCUGUUUAAAUCCAAUUUCAUCCCUCAUUCCAGCUUUUUUAAAAGUUGUGUUUCUUCUUUGAUAAGCAUGGCAUACUUGACACUUGAGGAGCGAUUCAUUUGUGAUGCAGAUUUCACACUUUCUUUUGUAACUAAGUUUAGAGGAAACGGGGGCUGGAGUUGGGUGCCAGACAGUAAUGAAGUGUCUUUAUUCAUCAGACCUGUGUGUGGAAGACGGCACUCAAUCAAGCUAAUCCACUGACUGCUGUCUGCUCUGCCAGACUCCAGGAUGUGUUUUAUGCUUAUUCGGACACAAUCCACAAUAAUAAAAAAAAAUCCAUGCAAAACAGGUUAAUUUGAGGUCAAAUGUAAUCUACAAAAAUACCCACAUGUAAAUAGACUUUCGACCAUGUAGACAAUGAGGUUAUAAAUGCAUUAAUCUCCUUUAAAGCUCUAUUUAAAGCUCAAAUCCACAAUUCAAAACCUCAAAGAUUCAAAUAGGUUUGUGUAAUUUUUUCAUGGAGUUCAUGAGAGAAUCAUCAUUUUAGAUUUAGUUUUGGCUCUUAGUUCAUCUUGAAUUAUAGGACACAGUUGGUCAGCCCCAGCACCAAAGGUGUGAGAGCAGCACAAACACAAAUGGUCCUGCAGGUGACGAAAGAAAGCUGUUAACAUGCUAAACGGCAUCUAGACUGUGUCAAUAUUUGUGACCAUGCUGUGAGCUGACGGCCCUAUCUCUGUGUUGCUAAUUUUCCACAGGAAAUAGAUGUGGGCAGAUGUUUGGGAGGCUGCACUACAGGAAAACGCUGCCUUCUCAGGUAAGUACGAACACAGCUGCGACACACACCGAAACACAAACCUCCUCGGUGACACUCGUAACAAUUGACUGUGAAUUCUGACACUUUCUACACCCAACAUGCCGGCUGUUUUAGUUCAGCUCCUACACCAAAUGUCCCUCUUUUACCCUCUGCCUCAUAUUUGUUUGAUAUUCAAGCAAAAUUCAAAACAUAUAAUUCAGUCUAUGAUAAUCAAGAAAACAUUAAUAUUUUACGUUUUAGUUUCAUCAUCAAAUGGUUAGACUUGGUCCAUGUAAAUUCUCAUUCAUCCAGGUCAUGGUUACCUUGAAGACUUAAAAACAGGCAACUUCUUAACUCUACACAGUCCAGUUGCCUGUUUUUAAGUCUUCAAGGUCAGACUUGGGUUUGUUUGUUACAAAAAUACAUGAUCAAUUUGAAUUUCUAUAAUCUGUCACAUCUCGUUUUUCCACUCUGCUAGCAGCAAUAUUAGUUUAUUGAAAUAUAAUUUUAAGUUGAUGAAAUUAAAGGCUGGAAAGUCAGUAUAAACUUCUUCUGCACUGAAUUGAACCUAUUACGUUUAACACUACAUGAGAAGAUAAAACUCUGUGAUGGUACAGCUGCUCAAUUCUAUCAUGUACACAUAUUUACAAUAAUAUGUGCUGAGGCUCAGUUUUCUGAGAUCCAACCUGAUAUCUUCAGUGUCAUCUCUCAGGGCCAUGCUAUAAAGCUUUAGCUGAUGUAAUGCAAAUCUAUUAGCUUGAAAUACUUCAAUAAAUUCUUGACAAAAGCACAGCUUUUACAGAAACCUUCAGGGUUUUUUUUGGGGGGGGGGGGCUAAAAUUGACAGUAAAAAAUGUAUUUCAUGUAACUGUAAAGUAAUCACAGGUCGUAACAUCUAACUGAAUUUAAAAAAAUGUCCAUUUUCUGCUGCAGGAGUCCAUCUGAUCCAAAAAUCUGCCACUUAUGGGCGGACAGAGAGUCCAGUUCCUGUGUUCCUCAAGGCCAUGAGAGUCACAGCUUCCUGAACCAGCACGGAGAGAUCCGCACGGUCCACUCCAUCACUUCCUGCCUUUGCCAGAACUGAACACUGCACCCACUCUUGGAAAACCACCGCCUGGUCCCCUAAGAAGACUGUGAAAUGUUGAAAUUCAGAGACCCCCUCCCUUCACUGCAACAGUUGUUUAAGAA